AUGUCCAACAUACGCCAGUGCCCGUUCGAUCCUUUGCAUCAGAUAUCGGCGAAAACGUUCGCUUUGCAUCUCGUCAAGUGUAAGCGGCAGCAUCCGGAAAUUAAGCUUGUUGCCUGCUAUUUCGACACAUCCCAUCUAGUGAAGGAAGAGGAGCUAAAACAACAUAUGAGAACAUGUUCGAGCCGAAAUCAUUUAGUUGAGUAUCAGAAUAUCUACGAAAAAACAACAAUUGGCCGUGCGGGCAAGCAGGAGGAUCCAGCGGAAAAUCUUAUUUACAACACGGAUGCUUCCAGUAUGCAGAAACACGAUACAGAUGGACAGUCGCUACAGGACGACACCGAGUGUUGGGAUGAUUUCGCAUUCAAGUCGUACGAUCCGCUAGCGAACUGUAAAUCCAAGAUGCAGACCAACAAAAUGUUCAUCUUGCCGAAUCCGAACAAGUUUGGUGGACAGAUGCAAGCAGCUUCAACGACAUUGUUGGAAACGCAAGAUAAAGAAGUUCAGCACGGGUCGCAGCUGGAUCAGGAGGAAGGUGAAUCUAUGGAGGAGAAUAACGCUGCUGUUGAGCCAAUGUCAAUGCCAAUGAUCCAAUGUGGUGCUGUAAGGAAAAUUCCGAGUGGUUACGAUGCAGCUGCUUCGAACAGUAAAAGGUAUCGAAAAGAGAGACAUUUUGAUGAACCGUCCAGUUCCAAACAGUAUGAAACUAAGGAUGGCUCGAGCUACCGACUCAAAUCAGAAAGGAGUUUCCAUGGUACCAGCGAUUGCUCACGAUCGUACAGUACAAGCAGUAGCGAUCGGAAGAGUGGUGUGUAUGAUGAGUAUUACGACGGAUACACCUAUCGCGGAUCAUACGAUGCAUCGCGUGGCUAUAGAGAUAAUCGUAAGGAACGGUAUACACCGGAUACAAACAGAGGACGCUAUCAUCGACAAGGGGAGUAUCCUCGCACUAGCAGUCGAUCGUACGAUUCCAACAAGCAUAAGUAUGACCCCUAUCAAAGAUCUCAGCGAUCGUACGACAAUCGGGCCCGAGAUGGAUGUGACUAUGAAUGA
Anopheles maculipalpis is the source of this 1050-nucleotide messenger RNA. RefSeq lists its product as uncharacterized. Bases 1 to 1050 code for a protein of 349 amino acids. Lineage: Eukaryota; Metazoa; Arthropoda; Insecta; Diptera; Culicidae. The record is from RefSeq and is a predicted model, not a curated record. The transcript has a single exon.